UUGCUAUUCAUCCAUGGUUCAACCAAGGUUGAGCUUUAUGAAGGACCGUUUAAUAUCCCCUAUGAUUUAUCUGAUUGUUCAAAUCUAUUGCCAACUUACACUGCGUAUCUGUAUAGGAGACGUGAAGACGACUUGACCGGGCGACAAGUUAUAAUUCAAGAUGCUAGCUCUAGUAUUAUGUAUGAUAGGCCUAUAGAAACUACAUGGAAGGCAGGACCCACAUUCAAGGGAAAGAGUGUGGAGUUUGUGAAGCGCCUAUGUGGUGUUAUCAAGGAUGAACUAGAACUUAUCCUGGAGGAGAAAGUCCGUGAUAUUACCUACAAUUCCAUCCCUGACUCCUUUGACUCUCGUACAAAGUGGCCCAACUGCCCCACUAUUGCAGAGAUUAGAGACCAAUCUUCCUGUGGAUCAAGUUGGGCUUUUGCAGCAGUUGAGGCAAUGUCCGACCGUUACUGUAUCGCCUCCAUGGGCAAAGUGAAUGUACGUGUCUCCGCAGAGGAUCUGGUGACUUGUUGCUCUUCAUGUGGCUUUGGAUGUAAUGGAGGUUACCCAGAAGCAGCCUGGCAGUAUUGGAAAUAUCAUGGUCUUGUCUCAGGAGGAGAGUACAAUUCCAAGCAUGGCUGCCGUCCUUACACCCUCCCAAAAUGUGGCCACCAUGGAAUCCGUGAACCAUACCCCCUUUGUACCCAGCCGUACCCCACACCUGAAUGUGUGAGAAAAUGUGAGGCGGGAUUCCACUUGACAUACGGACAGGAUAAACAUUAUGGAAAGAGUGUAUACACAGUGGGUUCCAGUGUGAAGGAUAUUCAGACUGAGAUCAUGACCAAUGGACCAGUAGAAGCCUCGUUUACUGUUUUCGCUGACUUCCCAAAUUACAAAUCUGGUGUGUACCAGCAUAUGUCUGGCUCUGCUCUAAAGGGACAUGCUGUUAAGAUCCUUGGUUGGGGAGAGGAGAAUGGAACCCCAUAUUGGUUGGCUGCUAACUCAUGGAACCCAACCUGGGGAGAUAAAGGUUACUUUAAGAUCUUGAGAGGAAAAGAUGAAUGUGGAAUUGAAAGUUCGAUCGUUGCUGGAUUACCUCAGUUAUAA
This is a messenger RNA of Owenia fusiformis, 1089 nucleotides long. The record is from the annotation of a GenBank genome assembly. Lineage: Eukaryota; Metazoa; Annelida; Polychaeta; Sabellida; Oweniidae.